Molecule: messenger RNA, 933 nt
Organism: Pogonomyrmex barbatus (red harvester ant)
Lineage: Eukaryota; Metazoa; Arthropoda; Insecta; Hymenoptera; Formicidae
Product: apoptosis regulatory protein Siva
Biological process (GO): extrinsic apoptotic signaling pathway
Molecular function (GO): CD27 receptor binding
Source: RefSeq, a predicted model, not a curated record
ACAGAAGUUCUAAAGUAGUGUAGGAUGAAUCUUUGCAUAAAAGCUUUGCAUAAAAAAUUAAAAACUAUCGGUCGAUGAAAAAAAGCGGCAUGACAAAACCGACAUAAUCAGCCUUUAUUUCUACGACUUUCCUGUUGCCGCUGUAGAGCUUUACAAACCUAGGAAGCAUUACUCUUACGCUAUUUUAUUAAUCUAUUUGAUCAAUUAAUGCUGAAAAAUGCCGAAACGUGCCUAUCCCUUCGAAGAGAAUUUGUUGCCACAGAUGAAAGUACACGUAGGACAGAAACAAGUGGAUAACGGAGUGUCGAGUGAUCAGCGGAUGAAAGAUAUUUAUGAUAGAACUCUGAGUUUACUCAAGGCAGGCGCAAAAGCACUUGCUCACAAAUUAGACACAUCUGCACAGGAUUUUGUAGACUUACCUUCACUUGAAUCUUCGUUACCUUGUAGAUCUAAAUCCAAUUUAAAACAAAUGUUGCUAACCAAUAAAUUGAAAUUGAAAACUAACGACAAAGUUAUUAAUGAUAUGCGAGUGGAACUUUGUACGUGUUGCCGGCUGAUAGAUCGAUUUACAGUAAACACAUGCCAUUAUUGUGAUCAAGCAUUAUGUUCUUCCUGUCUAUCUAUAUGCGCUGAUUGUUCAGAAUUGUUUUGUCAAAACUGUUCUCUACCUGUAUAUAACUGUAAAGAACAAGUUAUGUGCCUUAAUUGUUAUCGAUAACUUUCAAAAAAGAGAUAUUUUCAAAGAAAAGUUGCUUUUAUGAAAUUCAUCAUAUGCUUCUAUUGCGAUUUUAUUUGCUUAUAUAAAUCAUGCAGUAUCACUAUUAUGAGAAUAUUAAGAACAUGGAUAAUUUUAGAUUACAAAAUUCUUGUACAAAUAGUAUUGAGAAUAAGAUAUUUCAAUGAUUGUAUAUAAUCCUUACUUAUUUUAUUAAU